Loa loa (African eye worm) is the source of this 300-nucleotide messenger RNA. RefSeq lists its product as hypothetical. The transcript has 2 exons. The coding region runs from base 1 to 300 and encodes 99 amino acids. The record is from RefSeq and is a predicted model, not a curated record. NCBI's taxonomy places the organism in Eukaryota, Metazoa, Nematoda, Chromadorea, Rhabditida, Onchocercidae.
AUGAAUACGACGCAGACAGCAAAAUCGGUGAGACAACAGGCAAAUGAUCAGUGUCAUCGUCCUCAGAUCUCUCACACUGGAGGGUCCAGCAACGGUAAUCUGUUGCUGGAUUUUCGCGUGGAGUUGACCCAGCGUUUGGCAGCUCGCGGGCUGGACGCGGCUUUUCAACAAGUUUUUUCUAUCCGCGAAGUCGCGGGAGAAGCCUGCCAUCCUCACCGCUCUUCCCUUGCCUUAAAUCAAAACUUUCCAAUGUUGAAGUCCGUUGAUCUUUAUAACACAAGUUCAUCACCUCAAUAUUAA